GUCGUGGUGUAGGAAUAAUAAUAAGUCCGAAUGUAAAUAGUCAAUGUGUUUGACGUAAAGUGUGGGAAGUCAAUAACCUGCUGCAUUAUUACUUUAAUCACCCUUAAACGUAUAUGAAAGGGGAUAAAAGGGUGCACCAUGCCUAGCUCCCUCCUGUGGGCAGUGGACGUGUACGGGAGGGUGUACAGCCUGUCGACCGCGGGCCAGCAGUGGGAGCAGUGUAGGGAUGCCCAGCUGGAGUUCAAGCGGGUCACAGCCGUGCAGCAGUGCUGCUGGGGCAUAGCCUGCGACCACCAGAUCUACCUGAACGUCCACGCCAGCGAUGUGCCCAUUCGCUACCAGGAGGAGACCUACGAGAACCAGCGUUGGAACCCUGUGGAUGGAUUCUCUGAGCGACUGUUGCCGAGUGACCGCUGGCAGUGGAGUGACAUGACAGGCCUGAAGCAGCAGACCUUUGACAGCUUCCAUCUGCCCUCAGAGAACUGGGAGUGGGAGGCAGACUGGUAUGUGGAUGAGAACUUCGGAGGAGAGCCCACCGAGAAGGGGGGCUGGACAUAUGCAAUCGACUUCCCUGCCUCUUACACCAAAGAUAAGAAGUGGAACUCCUGUGUCCGUCGCCGGCGAUGGAUCCGCUAUAGGAGGUACAAGGCACGGGACACCUGGGCCAAGAUCCCCUCAGAAGAAGUCAGACCACUGCCAGACCCCUUCAAUGACAUCAGCUGUGGAGGCUGGGAGAUCAGCGAUGAGCGUCAGGGCAGGCUGUCCUUGUGGGCCGUGUCUCUGCAGGGGAAGGUGUGGUUCAGAGACGGUAUUCACCACCAGAACCCGGAGGGCUGGGGCUGGGAGGAGGUGCAGGUCCCGGGGGAGGUGGUGCAGAUCAGCUGUGGGCCGGGGGACCUACUGUGGGCCGUGCUCUGGGAGGGCCAACUGCUGGUCAGAGAGGGCAUCGGCAGGGACUGCCCCCAAGGGUUCUCCUGGGUGGUGGUGGAGUCUCCGAGCUCAGAGGUUGGUGCCAUCCACGUGACUGUGGGUGUCAACGUGGUGUGGGCCGUCACUAAGGACCACAAGGUGUGGUUCAGGCGGGGCAUAAACUCCCAUAAUCCCUGUGGCUCAGGCUGGAUCGGCAUGGUGGGGGAGAUGGUCAUGAUGAACGUGGGGCUCAAUGACCAGGUGUGGGGGAUCAGCCGUGAGGAUCGAGCCGUGUAUUUCCGGCAGGGCGUGACGGCCAGCGAGCUGAGUGGGAAGGCCUGGAAGGCGGUGUCAGUGCCCCGGGAUGGAGACCGCUCCCAUUCCAGCGCCAGCACUAGCAGCCUGCCCAGUGCUGGCUGUUUCUUCAGUGGGGAGGUGAGAGUGCAGUCUCAGGGCUCAGUGCUGAGCGAGGUAGACUCCGACACAGAGAAGGCAGGUCCCACCUCCCCCAAGCCGGAGGACGCCCCCAAACCACGCAUCCCCAAGGUGACCAGCGACAGCUUCAUUUCCGAGCUGGUGUCCGACCGCGAGAGCCAGGUGGGGAGGUGCGAGGGAGGCGCCGCCGUGGCCUCCAUCCAGGAGGAGGAGCAGGGAGGGGAGCAGGAAGGCACGGCUCCCCCUGCCCUGGUGCUGUCGCCCAGCCAGUCUGGAAACCAGGACCCCCAGUGGAGCAACGUGGACCUGGAGGAGGCGCAGACUCACCUGGCCGUGGGCCCUCCGUCCGACACCGCCGAGACCUGCAGCCUGUCCUCUGUGGCCACCUACAACCUGGGGCUGGAGGACCCGUACGGGUCGGACGAACACCCGCUCUGGGCCUGGGUCAGCGGGGGCGGCUGCACUGUGGACUCCCACACACAGCUCAACUGGUUCAACUCCUCAGGUAUUUCCUCGUCUGUGCAGGCCAUGUCUCUGUCCAUCACUCCAGCGCAGACGGCCGCCUGGCGCAAGCAGAUAUUUGAGCAGCUCAGCGAGAGGUCUAAGAGGGAGAUAGAGAACUUCAAGCACUACGAGCAAGCCAUCGAGCAGUCGGUGUGGGUGAAGAAGGGCACCAUGCAGUGGUGGAGAGACUGGAAACCUCACAAGUGGGUGGACGUUCGCUUCGCUCUGGAACAGUUCUCUGGCACCGACGGCAACAAAGACGGCAUCCUCUUCAUCUACUACACUUUCAAUGAGGAGAAGAAGUACCUCCAUGCGUUUGUCAAUGAGGUGACCAUCUUGGUUCCAGUGCUCAAUGACGCCAAGCACACCUUCGCCAUCUACACUGCUGACAGGACUAAGCAGAGAUGGCCAAUCCGCCUGGCUGCUUCCACAGAGCUAGAGAUGUACGACUGGCUGGCCCUGCUCAGCGUGUCCUGCUGCGACUCCAGAGGCAUCCAGGGCCCCCCCUCCAAACAGGCCAUCUGGUCGGUCACCUGCAAGGGGGACAUCUUCGUCAGCGACCCCUGGCCCAGCCUGGAGGCCUCGCCCUACCCCAUGCCCUGCGACCAGAUGUUCUGGCGGCAGAUCGGGGGCCACCUGCGCACUGUGGAGUGUAACAGUCUGGGCGUAGUGUGGGGCAUCGGGUACGACCACACAGCCUGGGCCUACACCGGGGGCUACGGAGGAGGCUUCUCUCAGGGGUUGGCCAGCAGCACAGAUAACAUCUACACACAGACCGAUGUGAAGAGUGUCUAUAUCUAUGAGAACCAGCGCUGGAAUCCAGUUACAGGAUACACCAACAGAGGGCUGCCCACUGACCGCUACAUGUGGAGCGAUGCAUCGGGUCUGCAGGAAUGCACCAAAACCAACACCAAACCCCCCUCCCCACACUGGACCUGGGUGUCUGACUGGACGAUUGACUACGGUGUCUCUGGAGGGACAGACCGAGAAGGCUGGCAGUAUGCCGCAGACUUCCCCGCGAGUUAUCACGGUAAUAAGACCUUGAAGGACUUUGUGCGGCGCAGACGCUGGGCCAGGAAAUGUAAACUCACAACAACGGGCCCAUGGCAGGAAGUCCCGCCCAUCGCGCUGUCUGACGUCACUCUCCUGCCCUGCAUGGCCCUGGCCAAGAUGGAGCACGUGCCGCUCUGGGCCAUCAGCAACAAGGGGGACGUCCUGUGUCGCCUCGGCGUCACCACGGAGAGCCCAGCCGGGACCUCCUGGCUGCACGUGGGCACAGACCAGCCUUUCAAAUCCAUCUCCAUCGGGGGAGCUCACCAGGUGUGGGCAAUCGCCCGGGACGGCUCUGCUUUCUACCGGGGAUCAGUGUCCGCGCAGAACCCUGCAGGAGACUGCUGGUAUCACAUCCCCUCUCCACCCCGGCAGAAGCUCAAACAGGUCUCUGUGGGACGGACGUCUGUGUACACAGUGGAUGAAAACGGUAACCUGUGGUACAGACAGGGCCUCACCCCCAGCUACCCACAGGGCUCCACCUGGGAUCACAUCUCCAACAACGUUCGCAAAGUGUCUGCUGGGCCCCUGGACCAGGUGUGGAUCAUUGCAGACAAGGUUCAGGGCAGCCACAGUCUGAGCUGUGGGACUGUGUGUCACCGCCUCGGAGUGCAGCCCAUGGAGCCCAAGGGCCAGUCCUGGGACUACGGCAUCGGGGGCGGCUGGGACCACAUCACUGUGCGGGGGAACUCUCUGGAAGCCGUGCGCUUCAGCAUGUCGGCUCUGACCGACAGCACGGCCGGCCGCUCGGCCCCCCGCAGCCCGCUGGCCCUGCGCAGCCAGGAGAUGAACGGGAACGCUGUGGGGUGUUAGACCCCCCCUGUCUCACUUAGCUCAUCCCCCGCCCUUUCAAGGUAACCCCCCCCCAUUCACCGCCACGUCCCUCAAGUCCUGCUGAGUCACUGUCUGUCGCCCUUCGUUUCCCAUCUCCUUUUUACUCUCCACUGUCACUUCACCCAGUCAGUUAUCCCUUCAUCAGCACUCCUCAUUUACAACAAAUACAACAAAACUCUCUUCUUACGGUUGUAGUUUUUAUUUUGAUUUUGUAUUCCCUGAUGGAAUACUGAAAUUACUUUUAGAAUGUUGUGUUAUUCCAUAUUUUGAUGUCGUGAUGUUAUUUUUUAUGUUUGGUCUCAUAUUUACUGUUUAUUUAUUGACCUUUGUGUGUGGUUGCUGCUGUCAUUUGUUAGUGAGGUACUUUAAUGCAAAUCAAAGAAAUGCGACGCGUCGAAACCACUAUGAGAACGUAAUGUCGUGCAGUCUACCCAGACACCGAGGGCAUCUCCCCGAGCACCACACACCACUGCCCUCGCUCGGUGUCUCUGUGACCUCAAAAUAAUUUAUAAUAUAAUAAUAAUAAUAAUCAUUUUCCAAUGACACGUCCACGUACGCGUUCGACUGUUCUGGGACUGUUCUUGUGUGUAAUGCGGAGCUUCUGUGGUUCAGUGUUGAGGCGGAGUGAGAAAGCACAGCAGGAGAGCCACUCAGUGCCGUGAAUGCAGACCCAGCUGGGCUGCCUACACUACUGAGUUACUGUGUGAGGCAGGGUGAGGCAGGCCUGGCCUUGGAGAACCAGAGUCAUUGUUUCUUUCUUUCAGAUUUUUGCUACAUACUCUUAACUACAUAACUCUAUGAAUCAUUGGGUUUGAUGAAGGUCAGAGACUGUGUGGGAGCUGCUCAGUGUUCACCAGAAUCAAAUGUCCAGGCUCAGGCUCUGAAUUAUCAACCAGACUGUGCAAUCAAGUUCAGAUGAAACGACAUCAUAAAGAUCUCUGGUUCUCCAGGACCCGGCCUGCCUGCCCCUGGUGUACAGAAUGUGAAGCACAGCCUUCAUUCCUGCCUGAAGGUUUACAGUGAGCGCGCUGUGAAUGCCAGUUGCUGGCGACGGGUAUCUUAUUAUUUUAUUUUUUUUGUUAGUUUUUUUGUACUAGGGCUUCUAAAGAUAGAGGGGAAACUACAAUAGUGGAUACUGAAAACUGCAAUGAAUUUAAAACCAGUUGUGCACAGCAAUAGAGAAUCUGUUAUUGGAGUGGAAUAUAUUUUGCUGAAUUUUCCUUUGCUGGUUUGUACUGUACUUAGGGUUAGCCACCGUGAGCACACGUACCUUCUCUGUCAGUGGUCGUUUUCAGAGAUGUAUCAAACUCUAAUGUCACUGUCAGUGGCGUUCUCACUUUUGACGGUUGACGUGCACAGUGUGAGGUUGGAGAAGAACAGGUUGCGGAAAUGUUUGGUUUUUAAAACGGUUGUUCUCGUGAAGCUUAAAUGCAAAUCGGUUUCUUUCUCAGGAAUACAUAACACCCCAAAUCUCCGUCUGCAUGUCACUGAACUUGUAUCCAUUACAUUAACAUAACCGAAAAAGGCUCUAAAUGUGUUGUUAUGAAAGGGAAAUCUGAAUGUUUAGCCAUUAAAAUAUGUAUAUAAUAUUGUUUACCCACUCCGGAAAUUAAAGAGAAAUAUAGAUUUUUUUUAAAGCACUUUGCGGUUUUCACUGAUGGAGAAUGAUAGUAUGCGACACGAGGAGAGAAGCGGAAGUGUGUACUUCAGACAUGAUAUCAUGAUAAAAGGUUAUUACCCAUCCUCUUUCUGUUAUGGACUUCUGGGUCAGCUUAAGUAUGCUUAUGUUCCAGGAAGUUUCAGAAGGUUUUUGUAUACACUGUAUACGCCACUGAUACCACCAAUACAAGCAAGUUUGUAUUCAAUGCAAAAAGCUCCCUAUCGGCUGAAAUAUCCACAUUUGAAUGAGAUUUGUUGUUCUCGCAUCAUUAUAUACCUACUGUAUAGGCAUUCCAGUCUGAAAUGUGUGUUUGUAAGAUGGUCUUUUAAAUAUUAAAAUCUUUUAAAGAUUAUUAAACUUAUUUUAUUGACCAUAUCAUGUAUUAGAUGGUAAAACUAGCAAACCUGGCAUACAGGUGCUGUACACCAAGCUAUUAGAAUGUGUCGUGAAUAUUUCUUCCCAAUGUUUGCAUGGUCAGUGUCUUCUCAAUAAAUGUGUUUUAUUGUUA
Conger conger (European conger) is the source of this 5900-nucleotide messenger RNA. It is a transcript of the gene tecpr1a, whose product is annotated as tectonin beta-propeller repeat containing 1a. Lineage: Eukaryota; Metazoa; Chordata; Actinopteri; Anguilliformes; Congridae. The transcript is spliced from 25 exons. Bases 139 to 3711 code for a protein of 1190 amino acids. Gene Ontology annotation, cellular component: membrane. The record is from RefSeq and is a predicted model, not a curated record.